Messenger RNA from Talaromyces proteolyticus, 2373 nucleotides. Its product is annotated as copper amine oxidase. NCBI's taxonomy places the organism in Eukaryota, Fungi, Ascomycota, Eurotiomycetes, Eurotiales, Trichocomaceae. The record is from RefSeq and is a predicted model, not a curated record. The coding region runs from base 280 to 2331 and encodes 683 amino acids. The transcript is spliced from 5 exons. Gene Ontology annotation, biological process: amine metabolic process. Gene Ontology annotation, molecular function: primary methylamine oxidase activity; quinone binding; copper ion binding.
UAUGUUGUUUGUUCGGCAACAGAUGCUUUUAGAGGAUAGACUUGCCGCUUAUUUCAUUGGCUGUCGGCGUUUCGUUGAUAUCUUGGUAUCGUCUGCGCAUCGACCUACCUUUGGAGGUAUAGAUGCACUGGUUGAACAUAAUCUAGUCGGGAGGCCACCUGUCGCGGAAAAUGAUCCGAUUCAUAGUCUCUCAAUCUUUUUGUGCCAGCACUUGACCAGGAAACCGCCUUGUUCACACCUAGAAUACGUCUCUAGACCAAAUAUCAAGAUCCAGAUACAAUGGCACCCCUAGCUCCUCAUCCCUUGGACCCAUUGCGGCCAGAAGAAAUUUCCAAGACAGUCAGCAUUCUAAACAAUGCAUACAAGGGCCAUACACUGGUCUUUCGAGUGAUAACGCUUGCGGAGCCUCCAAAGGCGGUCAUGGUACCCUUCCUUGAAGCAGAGCAUCAGGGAAUCAUUGAUCAGCCGCCGCCACGUUGUGCUCGUGUACAGUUCUACCAAGAUGUCGCCGCCCAAUUUUACGAGGCACUUGUGGAGCUGGAGACAGCAAAGAUACUUCGCCAAGAACACCUUCCGGGGAGGCACUCUUAUGUCGAUUCCACCGAGAUGGAGGCGGCAGAGAGAGCAUGCCUGAAUGCUGCCGAAGUUCAGGAUGUAAUCCGCAAGCUUGGGCUACCUGAAGGAGCUACUGUCUGUAUAGAACCAUGGACCUAUGGCACCGAUGGCAUGAACGAUAUGGCCGAGCGGAUCAUCAUGUGUUACUUCUACAUGCGACUUUCUGAACAUGGCGAUGCCAAUCAUUACGCAUAUCCGCUGGACAUCUGCGUAGAAAUGUCUGGAGAUUUGAAGGUGAAACGAAUUCUCUCACUGCCAUCAGGGCAGAAUGAUCGCUGUGGAGAAGUCAGCCAAGUAGGAGUACAGCCUUUUGACAGAAACAAAAUUCACUCUACUCGCGAGUAUCAUCCUGACCUUGUAACCGAAAGACGGACGACAACGAAACCCUACUAUGUCGUCCAGCCAGAAGGUCCUUCCUUUGAGGUUUCUGGAAAUUUGCUCACUUGGGAAAAAUGGAGGAUGCGAGUGGGAUUCAAUUACCGCGAAGGCCUAACAUUGCACGAUAUUACAUACGAUGGUAGAAGUGUGUUCUACCGGCUCUCAUUGUCUGAGAUGUUUGUUCCUUAUGGUGACAGUCGAGCUCCAUAUCCGCGGAAGGGUGCCUUUGACCUCGGCAGCAACGGUGCUGGUGUGAAUGCGAAUGCGCUUAAUCUGGGCUGUGAUUGCUUAGGGCAUAUUAAGUACUUUGAUGGUUACCAUCAUACCAUUGCCGGAGACCCUGUCGUUCUUCCAAAUGUCGUUUGCUGUCAUGAAAUUGACGAUGGAAUUUUGUGGAAGCACACAAAUUAUCGCACAACUAACGCCGUCGUGACUCGGUCCCGUAUACUGGUGCUUCAGACAAUAAUCACCGUCGGAAACUACGAAUAUAUCUUUGCUUUCCAAUUUACACAAGAUGCUCAAGUCAAUUACGAAGUCAGAGCAACUGGUAUCUUAUCUACAGCACCUAUUAAUCUAGGAGAUAGCGUACCUUAUGGCACCAUGCUUGGACCCGGAGUAAUGGCUCCAUACCACCAACAUCUGUUCUCAUUAAGAAUCGAUCCAGCUGUGGAUGGCCAGAAGAACUCUCUGAUGGUGGAGGAAUCGCAGCCAAUGCUAGUGGACGAUCCAGCUGUCCACAAUCCCUUUGGGGUUGGCUACACCACGGUCACGAAGCCUGUUGAACAUGAAACACCGCUUGAUACAGAUGUCAGCAAAGGCCGCGUCUUCAAGAUUGUGAAUGAAAAUGUGAUCAAUCCGAUUACAGGUGGCCCUGUUGGAUACAAGCUGGUCCCCCAUUACUCGCAAAUGGUGCUGGCCCAUCCCUCGUCUUAUCAUUUCAAACGAUCCGAAUUCGGUGAGCACGCUGUAUGGGUAACCAAGUACCAUGAAGACGAGCUAUUUAGCUCUGGACAAUUCACCAUGCAGUCACUUGGGGGAGAGGGUAUCGCGUCUUGGAUUCGGUCAAGGGCACCCCUUGAUAUUCGUAAUGAAGAUAUUGUCGUUUGGCACACGUUUGGUACCACUCAUAACCCGCGAGUCGAGGAUUGGCCGGUGAUGCCGGCGGAGAAAAUGCUCGUGUCGCUGAAGCCAGUGAAUUUCUUUACUGAAAACCCUGCCAUAGAUGUUCCCAUUAGCACGCAGGAACGGAACGGCAGUGUGCUUGUGAAGAGCAAUGGAGAUGGGAAGCCCUGCUCCCAGCAGAAUACUCCCCAAGAACACGCGUCUUGUAACCAGUAAUAGGGUUGUGAUCACUAUUGUUUAUCUACUUUCAGAUACCGA